AUGGCUAAAUCAACGCGUGCUUCAGAAUCUACACCAUCAGAUCACCUAAAUGCCAUUAUUACCAAAACUUCUCAAGAAAUUCCAGCAAGAAGGUUGUAUAUGGAUAAAACUCAUGAAAAAACUUCAAUAGCCGAACGACUAAUUGAAAGAAGAAAAUCAUUGAAGCUUAUUGAUGAAUCAGCCAAUACAACAGCAAAAGCCAAAGAAAAAAAAGUGACAAAGAUUAAAGAAGGAAAACGGAAGACGAAUAGUGGGGACAAUCGUGCAGCAAUAAAGAAACAAAAAACCGUGAAAAAGCAAAAGACUGUGAAAGAUAUAUUGAAGGAGUUGCCUUCAAUAAACACUAGAUCAACACCUGGAUUGAUGACAGAUGCUGUAAGUUCUUUGACAUCAGAACAAAAAGAUUGGGUGAAACGGAUGGGAUUUAAAGCCUUUUUGAAGAUCAACAUUGAGAGUAUUCCCUUAAAACUUUGCCAUUUUGUGCGUAAGCAUUACGAUGAAGGCACAAACAGUAUUCUGAUUAAAGGAAAAAGAAUAAAGAUCACAAAGGAAAAAAUUCAUAAAGUGUUUGGUUUACCCAAAACUGGAAAAAGCUUAUUUGAUUUGGACAAGGUUAGUGAAGAUCAUCAAGUCUUUGAUGGAUGGAUGAAGGAACUUGAAGAUGGAAAGGCAAAUGCAACAAAUUACAAGAAGAUUAUUCAAAAAUCCGAACAAGUGGAUAUGAAUUUCAAGCUGGGUUUCAUAGCUUUAUUCGUUAAUACGUUUGCAGAAUCCAUUCCUAUGGGGACAAACAACUUAGUUCCAGUUAGAGCACUUGUUGAAGUAGAUGACAUUUCUAAAAUCGAUUGGUGUGCAUAUUUGUUGUACUGUGUGAAAAAUUCAAAAGGGAGAUGGCGUCCAGACGACCCCAAGUGUUAUUAUAAAGGCCCGAUGUUGUUGCUAUUGCUAAUUUACUGUGAUGAAAUUGAAUGCAAGCUCCAAAAAAUAGAACGUAAAACACCAUUAGUUACAAUGUGGAUAGCAGAUAAGUUGAAGGAAAGACAAUCUUUUGAGAUUGAAGCUGGUGGAUUUGGGGUUGGGAAUCUAAUUGAACAAAGUUCAAAUUUAGAACUUGAGAAGAAUGAAAAUCAGGACACGCGUAUUGAGGUAUAUUCUAAGUAG
Molecule: messenger RNA, 1161 nt
Organism: Lactuca saligna
Lineage: Eukaryota; Viridiplantae; Streptophyta; Magnoliopsida; Asterales; Asteraceae
Source: the annotation of a GenBank genome assembly